Labeo rohita (rohu) is the source of this 1436-nucleotide messenger RNA. Its product is annotated as gastrula zinc finger protein XlCGF8.2DB-like. Lineage: Eukaryota; Metazoa; Chordata; Actinopteri; Cypriniformes; Cyprinidae. The record is from RefSeq and is a predicted model, not a curated record. The coding region runs from base 232 to 1332 and encodes 366 amino acids. The transcript has 3 exons.
CUCAUCAGUCAGCGCCGAAUCUACUGAGGAGAGAAAUUAAUGUUCAGUGAAGGUCCUCCCACAACAAUCACAUAAUCAGUGAAGCCCCUCCCACAAUAAUUCAGUAAUAAAUGCAGGAAUAUUCCCAUCAGUUUACAAGUGAGCAUUAAGACAUCAGGAAGAGCUAAAAUAUGCAAAGAGUGAAUUAUUACAGUGGACAGAGAGAAGAUCAGAGAUCCAGAACCCUGCAGAAUGAAACACACUGAAGAUACUGAAGAACAAACAGAGCUGAUGGAAGAGAACGAGGAGAGUGAAGAACUGAGUGAAGUGGAGGAGGAACAUCAUGACAAACCUGGAGAAAAAUCUUUGAGUCACUCGAAGACUAAACAGACAUUUUUAAACAAAAGAAGAGACAAGAAAUCUACAACCUGCACUCAGUGUGGAAAGUGUUUCACAACCAAACAAAGUCUUAAGCGUCACUUGAGAGUUCACACUGGAGAGAAGCCAUUCACGUGUGAUCAGUGUGGGAAGAGCUUCCCAUACAAACAAACUCUUGAGAUUCAUGAGAGAGUUCAUAGUGGAGAGAAGCCACAUGCAUGCCAUCUAUGUGGGAAGAGUUUUAUGCAAUUAUCACACCUUAGAAAACACAUGAGAGUUCACACUGGAGAGAAGCCGUAUGCAUGUGAUCAAUGUGAGAAGAGGUUUCCAUGCAAAGAAAGUCUUAAAAUUCACUUACGAGUUCACACUGGAGAGAAGCCAUUCUCUUGUGAUCAGUGCAGGAAGAGUUUCUCAAAGAAACAAAGUCUAGAGAUUCACAUGAGAGUUCACACUGGAGAAAGACCGUUCACCUGCACUCAGUGUGGAAGGAGUUUCACAUACCAAGAAAAUCUUAAAGUUCACAUGAGAAUCCACACUGGAGAAAGACCAUUUACAUGCAAUCAAUGUGGGAAGACUUUCUUACAAUUAGCAAGCCUGAAAGAGCACAUGAACAUCCACACUGGAGAGAAGCUGUACACAUGUGAUCAAUGUGGAAGAACAUUUCUUUGGGCAUCAGCCCUGAAAACACACCAGACAGUUCAUACGAAGGAGAAGCCGCAUUUGUGUUCUGUGUGUGGAAAGAGUUUUUCACUGCUGCCAUAUUUACAUAGACAUCAGAAAAUUCAUGCUGCUGUAAAAGAUCAUGUGUGCUCUGAGUGUGGGAAGACUUUUACUGCAGUGAGCAGUUUAAAUCGGCACCAGAUUAUUCACUCUGGAGAAAAACCUUACAAGUGUUCACACUGUGACAAGAGAUUCAGUCAGUCAGCAACUAUGAAAAAACAUGAGAGGAUCCACAGCAGAGAGAUGCUGCAGUAAUUAAUUUAUCCUUAUGUUCUGAGUAACAAAGUGAGUUCUUAACAGCCACAAUGAGUGACAGGACAGAUUGUUGGUUGCUUUGAAUCUGCUUGGAAAUUUUCUCA